CGAGCUGAGCUGGCACGGGCUUCUAGGCAGCGUGUAUGCACCACCUCCGUUCAGCAUCCGGCGGACGCGCAGACUGCCCGCCGGGGCGGCUCCCUGGGGGCGGGGGGAGGAGACGGCGGGCACCUCGCCCCGUGAGGGCAGUCGGCCUCCGCGGGCGGAGGGCCGCGUCCCCAGCCGGAGUCCGCGCUCCCGAAGGCGCCCGCGCCUCACACCCGAAGCCCACCGUAGGGCGGCCACGCCCGGCCCCCGUUCCCCAGCCGGACGGCAGGACGUCGCGCCCCUAAACCCCAGAGAAGGAAGUGUCAGGACCACCCGGGGUCGGGGAAACGAGCAAGGCCGGGGAGGGGGUAGAAGGGGCCGGGGGGUUGGGAACGAGCUCCGCGGCCGCCCCCGGAACCCAAAGAGCGAGGUCGCGGCCGCCGGAGGACGUGUGUUCGCACAGCACCGCCCCCGUGUGACCCUCCCGCCCCUUCCGGCGCGGAAGGAGGAUGUGGGCGACGUGCGGGGUUCUGCGGGGCAGGGCCCUCGGUGUGGCGCGGUCCCCGGGGGCCCGGGCCUACGGUGGGGGCGGGGGCGUCGCCUACACGCAGGGCCAAAGCCCAGAGCCGCGGACGCGCGAGUACUUUUACUACGUGGAUCACCAGGGCCAGAUUCUGCGGCCCCCAGCUAGGGACCGCCCCGCCUGCUUGGAAGCCCUGGCGGGGGCAUCCGCCAUGUACAGGAGGAAGCAAGUCAGGUCGCCUCCGCGGAGGAGGUGGCCCAUCGCAUUAGAAACCUGAAGGGAGGAGGGAAGAGGUGCGAGAAAGUCCUGCCAGCCCAGAGAACCUGUGCGUGAGGAAGCAAGGCCGGGGGUGCGGGGUAGAUGUAGAGAUGUC
Molecule: messenger RNA, 875 nt
Organism: Hippopotamus amphibius kiboko
Lineage: Eukaryota; Metazoa; Chordata; Mammalia; Artiodactyla; Hippopotamidae
Gene: C5H8orf82
Product: chromosome 5 C8orf82 homolog
Exons: 2
Coding region: 489-779 (96 amino acids)
Source: RefSeq, a predicted model, not a curated record